AUGGCCUCCAAAGACAACGCGGCUGUAUCUCAGAGCCAUAUCCCUGCAAGAGACUCACAGGAGUUCGACAAGAACACGGCCAGCAUGCUCGACCAUGCCGAGGCCGACAAAACACCAGCCGUCGCUGACUCGGUGGAAUCGAGGGAGCCAACACCAACAACAGAAAGCGUCUACAGCGUCAAAAGCACCAACGAGAAGAUAUUCAUCAUCUUCCUAACCGGCCUAGCCAUGAUCCUCUGCCUGAUUCCAACAAACAUCGUUCUGCCCAUUCUCCCGACACUGAAAGCCCAGUACGACGUGUCAACAACAGACAUGAACCUGCUCGUGACCGCGUUCUCGCUCGUCCAGGGCAUCACCCCAGCGCUCAUGUCGUCGCUCUCUGAUUUCCAAGGCCGGCGCAUAGCCUGGAUGGUCGCAUUGCUAGUAUACACCGCCGCCAACAUCGGGCUUGCUUUGCAGGACACUUACGCGGCGCUGAUUAUCCUACGCUGUCUCCAGAGCGCGGGGAGCAGCUGUGCGGUUCCAUUUGGAUUCGCAGUCGCAGCAGAUGUGGCGUCGCCUGCAGAACGGGGCCGAUACAUAGGCACACUCCAGGGGUGCGUAUUCGGUGCGUUCGCCUUUGGCCCGGUUAUCGGCGGCGCGCUGGCAUCCUCGUUUGGAUGGCGGAGUGUCUUUUGGUUCCUUGCUAUCGGCAGUGGUUCGGAAUUGGCUUUGUAUAUCCUGGUUAUCCCCGAGACCGCUAGGAAUGUUGUUGGGAAUGGCUCCAUCGAGCCCAAGUCUUGGUGGAGGAGGCCUGUGACGGAGAAUAUUCGACGGCGGCAACAGUAUGCUUCGAAGGGCGAGUGUAAGCCACUGACGGACUCAACAAGUCCGAAGAAAAAAAUUAGCAUGGCACAGCUACUGCAGGCUUUUACGAUACUUGCAGAGAAGGAUGCGUUCAUUCUCAUUCUGUUCGCGAGCCUGCUCUACUACGGCAUCACGGCCAUGUGGGCAUCCACUGGGAGCCAUUUCGGCAGCUUGUUCGGCCUCACUACCUUAGAGGUGGGGUUCGCUUUUCUACCAUACGGAGUCACCGGGGGCAUUGGCUCAGUACUCAGCGGCAAGCUGCUUGAUGUCAACUACAAAAGAAUCCUGCGCCACCAAAAGCAGACCGAAACCACCACGGACUUCCCAUACGAAGUCGCCAGACUCCAGGUCGCCGUCCCGUUUGCACUCAUGUCCUCGCUCUCAUUCAUCGCGUACGGUUGGGUCGUCGAAACCGGGCAGUCACUCGCAGUGGCAUUAGUUCUGCAGGGCCUUAUCGGGGUGGGCGCAACGCCGCUGCUGGGGGUUAUAUACACGCUCCUGAUUGACCUGUAUCCCGCCCAGGCUGUUGCGACGCAGGGGGCGGCUGAUCUGGUGAGAUGCUGGCUGGGUGCUAUUUCGGCGGCUGUUAUUGACUACAUGUUGUCGAGUAUGGGGUGGGGGUGGUCGUUUACGUUUAUUGGGUUGAUGAUGAUCGUUGCGAUGCCGUCGGUUGUUCUUGUAUAUGUACGCGGUUCGGGCUGGCGGAAGGAGCGAGAUGCUCUGUCUAUACAGUUUGAUUAA
This is a messenger RNA of Aspergillus puulaauensis, 1587 nucleotides long. RefSeq lists its product as uncharacterized. Gene Ontology annotation, biological process: transmembrane transport. Bases 1 to 1587 code for a protein of 528 amino acids. The record is from RefSeq and is a predicted model, not a curated record. Gene Ontology annotation, molecular function: transmembrane transporter activity. NCBI's taxonomy places the organism in Eukaryota, Fungi, Ascomycota, Eurotiomycetes, Eurotiales, Aspergillaceae. The transcript is spliced from 2 exons.